GCCCCCCGCCCCGCCCUCCCGGCCCCGGCCCCAUCAUGACCGGCUCUGCGGCCGGCACUCACCGCUGCCCCCACCCCAAAGGCGCCAAAGGCACCCGGUCCCGGAGCAGCCACGCGCGGCCUGUGAGCCUCGCCACCAGCGGGGGCUCGGAGGAGGAGGACAAAGACGGCGGGGUGCUGUUUCACGUUAACAAGAGCGGCUUCCCCAUCGACAGCCACACCUGGGAACGCAUGUGGAUGCACGUGGCCAAGGUGCACCCCAAGGGGGGAGAAAUGGUGGGCGCCAUCAGGAACGCCGCUUUCUUGGCAAAGCCUUCAAUACCCCAGGUUCCAAACUACAGGCUGUCGAUGACUAUCCCAGACUGGCUCCAGGCAAUCCAGAACUACAUGAAGACACUACAAUACAAUCAUACAGGGACCCAGUUCUUUGAAAUUAGGAAAAUGAGACCGCUAAGUGGGUUAAUGGAAACAGCGAAAGAAAUGACUCGAGAAUCUUUGCCUAUCAAAUGCCUUGAAGCUGUCAUCCUGGGCAUAUACUUAACCAAUGGACAGCCUUCCAUCGAGCGAUUCCCCAUCAGCUUUAAAACCUACUUCUCAGGAAACUACUUUCACCAUGUUGUGCUGGGGAUUUACUGCAAUGGCCGCUAUGGCUCACUGGGCAUGAGCCGAAGGGCUGAGCUGAUGGACAAGCCGUUGACCUUUAGGACUCUGAGUGACCUUAUCUUUGACUUUGAAGACUCCUACAAGAAAUACCUGCACACAGUCAAGAAGGUCAAAAUUGGGCUGUACGUCCCCCAUGAGCCUCAUAGCUUCCAGCCCAUUGAGUGGAAACAGCUGGUCCUCAAUGUCUCAAAGAUGCUGAGGGCUGACAUACGGAAGGAGCUGGAGAAAUAUGCCAGGGACUUGAGAAUGAAGAUCCUGAAACCUGCAAGUGCCCACUCUCCAACCCAAGUGAGAAGUCGGGGAAAAUCCUUGUCCCCCCGAAGGAGACAGGCAAGCCCCCCGAGACGGCUCGGCAGGCGAGACAAGUCGCCUGCCCUGCCGGAGAAGAAGGUGGCUGACCUCAGCACUUUGAACGAAGUGGGCUAUCAAAUCCGGAUCUAGGCAAGCCAUACACCAGCCAGCAAGAGGGCUUCUAUGGUGCUGCUUUCUGCACUUUACCCAGCGUCUUCAGGAGGAACUCCACUAUUUAUUAAGAACUUGUGAAUUUUAUUUUGAAGGAUUUUCUUGGAAACAGAAUGAGUGGGCGGAAACAACUUGAGAAAAUUCACAAAGGGGCAACUAGGAAAAGGCUCAAGUCAUAAACCAACCCCACUGGGGUAGGACUGCCCCCAUCACUCCAGAUAGAAAGGAUGAUACCAUAACUGUAGUUCUGUAUUUUUCCACUUACUUACAUUCUUUUACUUGCUUUGAACAUUCUGCCUCACCAGUAGUAAAUGUUCAUGAAAGCCUCCCUCCCACUUUUGAUAUACGAAGGUAACUCAAUCAGUGUUAAUGUCUUUUGCAGCAAUAACAGAGGCAGAGAUUGGUGGUUUUUUUUUUUAAGCAGUCACUAUUACCUCAGCAUCUUGACAUCAGAUAUGCAAACUUAAUGGUGUUUUGUUUUUUUAUAUUCUAUUUGUAUUGUUUCCCCAGUAUUUCCCACGGGGAUCUCCACAAAGUUUGGAAAUUUUUUCCUGGUGCAUACAUGUGAUGAGAUUUAAGGUAUUAUAUGCAAGUGUUUUUGCUAAAAAGCACUGAAAUUCUUUUGGCAAUACGGGAAAUCAUUUUCAGGAUCUUGGAGUUCUUAAUCUUUCUUAAAGCAUUUGCUGACAGCAGUUUUUGUUCUUUCAAAAACAAAACAAAAAAAGCACGUUCAGAAGCUAGUCUAUGUUCUGUCACUAACAUUUAAACUUUGCAGACUCUAGCAAAAAAAAUUUAGCAGUAUUGCAAUUAACCUCUGACAAUAACACACUCAGAAAGGCAAAUCAGUAGGUCUUGAGAAACAGAUAACCUUUCUGUUCACAUUUCAUCGGAUGCUUCAACCCUGAGUCAGGCUUGAUUCUGAAGGACUCACUGUUCUUAGACGUGUUCUGAUGUCUUAUAUUAAGACCAAAUGUGGCACAAUGUGAUUAUUUUUCAGUACCUUGCUUUUCAGUACCACGUCAUAACAGUUAGGAACUAGUAUUGGAAAAUGCAAUGAGUUAGAGAAGUGGAACUUGUUUUUUAAAUGGAAAAGCCUUCAAGUACGAUGUUACACCUUAUAGCGUGACUUAAUCCCUGAAGCAAGUAUGAAGAUGUGGCCUGCAUAUGGUUGUUCAAGUGUAACUUCUGGCUGCAGACCACACAAUAACUAGCAGCAUACGAAGUCUGUUAGCAAUAGCGAGUACAGCUCCUGUUUCAUUUGUUCUAUCUUAGUAACCACGCCAACUCAUGAGCCCGAAAGACAUAUAUUUUAAGUGAAGUCUGCUAGUCAACAAAAGUGUUACUUUAGUCUUAAUGCUUCCCUGCUGGCUUUCUUUGACUGAAGGGGAUUUUAGGAAGGGAGUAAAAAAAGAACCUGCUCCUUGAGAUUCUUUACCUGAGGCUGACAUGGAGAGCAGGACUUCAUCCUUCAGCCAUGUGCGUAGGAGCUCACUUUACCCUAAAAAGAUGACUACUGGAAAGUACUAUUUUCUUAAAAAAGAAGGAAGUCUAAUGACCUUUACAUGAACAGGAGCAAGUACAUCUCAAUUAGAUUAAAACACAGCGUAAAAGUUCUGAACUUAGUCGCUUUCUUCAAGAAUAGUAUUAUCAGUUAGUAGAGUUUAAAAUGAAUUAAUCUUUGUAUAUCUUCACAAGGCAAACCCAUUUGUAGCCUCAUGCCCACAUGUCUUUAGAUGUUUGGAGUAGUCAGUGAAUCAUUUCAUUCUCAUUCUAAAACAAAACUGAUUCCUCUCUCUGAGAUAUAACAGAUACAAACACACACACAGCCAAAAAAAUGUAUACACGUUUUAAGAAGGGAAAAAGCUGUAUUAAAAUUGUAAC
Hipposideros armiger (great roundleaf bat) is the source of this 3005-nucleotide messenger RNA. It is a transcript of the gene VASH2, whose product is annotated as vasohibin 2. The coding region runs from base 36 to 1103 and encodes 355 amino acids. Gene Ontology annotation, biological process: regulation of angiogenesis. The transcript is spliced from 7 exons. Lineage: Eukaryota; Metazoa; Chordata; Mammalia; Chiroptera; Hipposideridae. The record is from RefSeq and is a predicted model, not a curated record. Gene Ontology annotation, cellular component: cytoplasm.